Messenger RNA from Orycteropus afer afer, 1877 nucleotides. NCBI's taxonomy places the organism in Eukaryota, Metazoa, Chordata, Mammalia, Tubulidentata, Orycteropodidae. The record is from RefSeq and is a predicted model, not a curated record.
UUUUUUUUUGCCUUCUUUCCGCGCGCUUUCGUUCACUGUCCUUUGAUCGCAUUCGUGGGCGCGCGGCAAACAACCGGGAGGCCGAGGACCCAGGUCCAGUUGCCGGAAAGCAUGCCUCAGACUCCUCCCUUUUCAGCAAUGUUUGACAGCAGUGGUUACAAUCGAAACCUCUAUCAGUCUACGGAGGACAGCUGUGAAGGGUUGUAUUACCAUGACAACAACCUCCUCUCUGGAUCUCUGGAAGCACUCAUCCAGCACUUAGUACCAAAUGUGGAUUACUAUCCAGAUAGAACGUACAUAUUUACCUUCCUACUCAGUUCUCGGUUAUUUAUGCAUCCAUAUGAGCUAAUGGCGAAAGUUUGCCACCUGUGUGUUGAACACCAGAGACUAAGUGAUCCUACCAGUGAUAAGAACCAGAUAAGAAAAAUUGCACCUAAAAUCCUUCAGCUCCUGACAGAAUGGACAGAAACAUUUCCUUAUGAUUUUCGGGAUGAAAGAAUGAUGAGAAACUUAAAAGAUCUGGCUCACCGAAUAGCCAGUGGCGAGGAGACAUACCGUAAGAAUGUCCAACAGAUGAUCCAGUGUCUGAUCCGCAAGCUUGCUACUCUCAGCCAGUAUGAGGAAGUCUUGGCAAAAAUCAGUGCCACAUCCACAGAUCGACUCACUGUUCUCAAGACCAAGCCACAGUCCAUACAACGGGACAUCAUUACUGUGUGCAGUGACCCUUACACUUUGGCCCAACAGCUGACUCACAUAGAACUGGAGAGGCUAAAUUACAUUGGGCCAGAAGAAUUUGUUCAAGCAUUUGUACAGAAGGGUCCUUUGGACAAUGACAAGACUUGCUACAGUGACCGGAAGAAAACACGAAACUUAGAAGCUUACGUAGAAUGGUUUAACCGCCUCAGCUAUUUGGUUGCUACAGAAAUCUGCAUGCCUGUGAAGAAGAAGCACCGAGCAAGAAUGAUUGAGUAUUUCAUUGACGUAGCUCGGGAGUGUUUUAACAUCGGCAAUUUUAACUCUUUGAUGGCAAUAAUUUCUGGCAUGAAUAUGAGCCCAGUCUCUCGACUAAAGAAAACUUGGGCCAAAGUGAAGACUGCAAAGUUUGACGUUCUUGAACAUCAGAUGGACCCUUCAAGCAAUUUCUACAAUUACCGAACAGCUCUUCGUGGGGCAGCACAAAGGUCUUUAACUGCUCAUAGUAGUAGAGAGAAGAUUGUGAUACCGUUCUUCAGUCUUCUAAUCAAAGACAUUUAUUUCCUCAAUGAGGGCUGUGCCAACCGCCUUCCAAACGGCCAUGUCAAUUUUGAGAAAUUUUGGGAACUGGCCAAGCAAGUAAGUGAAUUCAUGACAUGGAAACAAGUAGAGUGUCCGUUUGAGAGGGACCGGAAGAUCUUGCAGUACCUGCUCACAGUACCAGUCUUCAGUGAAGAUGCUCUCUACUUGGCUUCCUAUGAGAGUGAAGGACCUGAAAAUCAUGUAGAGAAAGACAGAUGGAAGUCUUUAAGGUCGAGCCUCUUAGGCAGAGUUUAACGUAUGGGAUGCUGAUUGCUGCUGCUGCUGCUUCUGCUGCUGCUGUUGCUACUGCAACUGCAUCAUCAUGCAGAUCACUGAGGAGCUGGUCUUUAUUUUCUGGCAUCAAGUACCAUGAAAAAUCUUGAGGACCCCACCAUCAGAGUGCUUUGGUCAGCAAAGAAAGCAGGCUCACUCCAGAGCAGAUGGGGAACUGAUUUCCCACAGUUUGACAGAUUGACUCAGAUUUUGUGAGACUGAACUGUUCACUGAGGAUGUUUGAGAAAGAAUCCUCUGAAGAUCCCAGCUCUGCACAUGAUUCAUCUCCUGGAAUUUCCAUGUGAAUCACAGCUCUGCACCUGGAUGGA